UGUAGUCCGCGGAAGCAGCCUAGACCUCCACCAUACAGGCUAUGGCCACUAGGCAAGGAAACAAGAACCAGGCACAUGAAUGUAUGACUGAUGUGUAGCCGGUCGGGAAACACUCGUGUGUUUCAGUGUUGAUGGCACGUGAAGUGAGCAGGAUUCAUCCACUCGCUUUCCCCUCGGACGGACACGAACCAGAUCAACCAUGGCUGUCGAGAAUGCGAGCGUAUUCUUCAAGCUGUACUGCCUGACAGUGAUGACACUGGUGGCAGCGACGUACACAGUGGCACUGCGGUACACCAGGACCAUUUCAUCAGAUCUGUACUUCUCCACAACAGCAGUGUGCCUCACCGAGGUCAUUAAAUUAAUACUGAGUCUGGGGAUGCUGUCAAAAGAAACAGGAAGCCCCAGCAGACUGAAGAAUGCUUUAGUGGAACAUGUAUUAAGCAGCCCAAAAGAACUGCUGAAGCUGAGCGUGCCCUCGUUGGUGUAUGCAGUUCAGAAUAACAUGGCCUUUAUUGCCCUGAGUAACCUCGAUGCAGCAGUUUAUCAGGUGACCUAUCAGCUGAAGAUCCCGUGCACAGCCUUGUGUACAGUCCUCAUGCUGAACCGCUCUCUUGGCCGGCUGCAGUGGUUCUCUGUGUUCAUGCUCUGCGGGGGUGUAACACUCGUCCAAUGGCAGCCUGCAGAGGCCACUAAGGUUCAGGUUGAGCAAAAUCCUUUUCUUGGGUUCGUCGCCAUCGCUAUCGCUGUGCUUUGUUCUGGGUUUGCAGGUGUGUACUUUGAGAAGGUGUUGAAGAGCUCAGAUACGUCUCUGUGGGUGAGAAACAUCCAGAUGUACCUGUCCGGUAUUGUGAUCACCCUGACUGGUGUUUGCAUAACCGAUGGUGAGAAGGUCCUGGAGAAAGGUUUCUUCUUCGGUUAUACGCCCUUGGUGUGCUUUGUAGUAUUGUUGGCCAGUGUUGGUGGUCUCUACACGUCGGUGGUAUUGAAGUACACAGACAACAUCAUGAAAGGCUUCUCUGCUGCAGCCGCCAUCGUUCUCUCAACAGUGGCGUCUGUCAUCAUGUUUGGACUACAGAUAACAAUCCCAUUUGCUUCUGGAGCACUCCUGGUGUGUGUUUCCAUCUACCUGUACGGACUUCCAAAGCAAGACACAUCAAACCUGAGCCGGAAAGAAUCAGACAAGGAAUCUAAAAAGAGACUGAUCACUGUGUGAGCCGCCGACCUGCAGCACAGAAGUCUCUCGCUGUUAGACCUGUUCUGUGUUAUGGUUGGGUAAUUUGGGAGCCAAAGGAACACCCAGUUGAGUUCUCUCCGUGUUCAGCUCACCACAUAGACGACAGCUUUUGAGCCACUUCAAUGUAGAUACAAGGAGUCUUUCAGUUGAUGCGAAGAAAAAAAACCCACAUCUGAUCUUUAACUGGCCUUUUAUAGCUAGCUGUUUAAAGUUUGAAAAAUGAUCUGAAGCCUGCAAUUCAUUUUCAGCCAUGCUGGAGCAAUAACCAGUAACAGGACUUGGUUACUCUUAUUUUGAUGCCUCCAUAUAUCUAUCUGUUGUAGGGGACGUAUAAAUAUCACAUCUUCUUAUCAUGUCGACUUUUUUUAAAAUCAGUAAUUAGUUUAACACUGUGCAAUAUUUGGCAUAUGUCCAUAUCACACAGUGCUUAUUCUGAAUGUGAAUGAAAAAAUAUUUCAAAGAAGGAUUACGAGAGACUGCGUAUGUUUAUAAUAUCA
Messenger RNA from Anoplopoma fimbria (sablefish), 1731 nucleotides. RefSeq names its product solute carrier family 35 member A1 (gene slc35a1). The record is from RefSeq and is a predicted model, not a curated record. Gene Ontology annotation, cellular component: Golgi membrane. The transcript is spliced from 8 exons. Lineage: Eukaryota; Metazoa; Chordata; Actinopteri; Perciformes; Anoplopomatidae. Bases 200 to 1213 code for a protein of 337 amino acids. Gene Ontology annotation, molecular function: pyrimidine nucleotide-sugar transmembrane transporter activity. Gene Ontology annotation, biological process: pyrimidine nucleotide-sugar transmembrane transport.